ACCAGCUCAAGAUGGACCAAGAAUCGUACCGUUACGUCGAAGGGCUGUGGAUGCACAAGUACUUUAGGGACGAAGCAAUUCACUCAGCUAUCCAUUACAAACCCAGGGACGGCGAUGUUUUCGUCAUGACUUAUCCCAAAUGUGGAACCAACUGGACAAUGUUCAUUGUUCACAACAUCCUGUCACGCGGCAAAGAACAUUCCAGUGUCGUCGAGUUUAGGCUCAUGUGUCCGUUCAUCGAAUUGACCGGAGCAGGUGCGGCCUUGAACCCAUCCCGAACGGGUCCUAUCAUGACCCAUCUUCCGUUGAGCGUUUUUCCGCCGGUGGACAACGCGAAGUACAUAUACGUGGCGAGAAACCCUUACGACUGUGCCGUGUCCUACUACCACUUCUUAAAGGGGUUAACGCCAAAGACGGUCGCCGAUGUUUCCUUCGAGAGUUUCCUACCACUUUUCUUGUCCGGCAAGGUCAUUUAUGGUGAUUACUUCGACCACUUGCUGCCUUGGUACGAGCGGAAAAAUGAAGCUAAUGUGCUUUUCAUUACCUACGAGCAACUGAAAGCAGACACGAGGGCGCAGGUUCUGAAGAUUGCCGACUUUCUCGGCGAAGAUCACGGCUCUGCACUACGCGAGGACAACGCUCUCCUCGAGAAGGUGCUGCACGCCUGCAGUCUCGAGAACAUGAAAAUAUUCUUCAGCGAAAGCCCGAUGGAGGGCGUGAAAAAAAUCCUCGAGAAAACCUGCGAGAAAAGUGCUCCCCCUGAAGUAUUGAAAAAUAUGGAUACGGAACCUGCCGAGAUGCACGAGGGCUCAGGGUUUGUGCGUAAGGGAAUAGUGGGUGACUGGAGAAACUACUUCACAGAGGAGCAGAUAAAUGAAAUGAAAAAAUGGAUUGAAAGAAAGACCCAAGGAAGUGAUGUAAUGACUCUUUGGAGUGACUGCCACAUGCCUUGAAGCUGCCUUUGUUUUGUCAAACCAACAGCCUUUUUGAGUCAAACAGUAGCCGCAAUAUUUAAGAGCUAUCUGCAGCUCCACAUUAGAUCCUAACACCCAAACAAAUGCAUGUGCACAAUAGAAACUAUGUGAAAUUAGUAUUUAUUGUCCUUUACACUGUGGUGGUCAAUAAAAAGUUCAAGAAACAAAGCCCUUGGUCGGAGAGCGCUUCUGGGCGUUUGUGUGGAUUCUAAAUCACAUGUUUGCUAAAAAGCAGCAGUAUGUAUACAGCGUUUAUUUUCGCGUCUUCUCUGUUUUCUUUCUGCAACUGUUAUUCUGAAGAG
Messenger RNA from Rhipicephalus sanguineus (brown dog tick), 1276 nucleotides. RefSeq names its product sulfotransferase 1C2. Gene Ontology annotation, biological process: sulfation. Gene Ontology annotation, cellular component: cytoplasm. Bases 12 to 953 code for a protein of 313 amino acids. Gene Ontology annotation, molecular function: sulfotransferase activity. The transcript has 2 exons. NCBI's taxonomy places the organism in Eukaryota, Metazoa, Arthropoda, Arachnida, Ixodida, Ixodidae. The record is from RefSeq and is a predicted model, not a curated record.